AUGAUAGUUUCCGGCCCAAAAACUCAGCAUACGCUCCAUCAAAGAAACUCAAGAAGCUAUAUAUAUAAAGACCCUGUGCUGCCAGUCAGGAUUACAAUCCCCGAUCAUCAUCAUCAUCAUCAUCAUCAUCAUCAAUCUAUCUGUUUCGAAUUCCUUCGCCCAGGUGGUUGGGCGGUCUUGAAGUUCGUGGAGGAGUACAAGAAACUCAGCAUGGGUGUAUAUCUAAGUGCUCCCAGAACUGAAAAGUACUCAGAGGAUGGUGAAAGUGAUAGGCUUAGAUAUGGUUUGUCAUCCAUGCAGGGGUGGCGAACAUCAAUGGAAGAUGCUCAUGCUGCUUUCACUAAUUUGGAUGUUUCAACCUCUUUCUUUGGAGUUUAUGAUGGCCAUGGGGGUGAAGAAGUUUCAAAAUUUUGUGCCAAGUUUCUCCAUCGACAGAUGUUGGAGGAUGAAUCUUUUUUAGCUGGUGACCUUGGUACUUCUGUUAGAAAGGCCUUUCUAAGAAUGGAUCAAAUGAUGUGCGGAAAAAAUGGACAGAAAGAGUUAGCAGCAUUAUUAAGAGGCAAAGAGGACCAGAGUAGAGGUAUUGGAGAAAGUAUGCUGACAACUGGUGAAGAUACUGGCCAAACAGAUUGCUGGUCUUCUGAGGAGGGAACUCCAUCUGAUUACCAUGGACCGAGUGCUGGAAGCACUGCUUGUGUUGCAGUUAUUCAAAACAACCAACUGCUUGUUGCAAAUGCCGGCGACUCUCGGUGUGUCAUGUCUAGGAAGGGACAGGCUUAUGAUAUGUCCAAAGACCACAAGCCAGAUAUUGUUGAUGAGAAAAGAAGGAUACUGGACGCUGGUGGUUAUGUUCAAUAUGGUCGUGUGAACGGGAGCCUGAACUUGUCAAGGGCCAUAGGUGAUAUGGAAAUGAAGCAAAAUAAAUCUUUGCCUGCUGAAAAGCAAAUUGUGACAGCUGACCCUGAUAUAGUCACUCAUGAGCUUACUGAGGAUGAUGAAUUUCUUAUACUAGCCUGUGAUGGGAUAUGGGAUUGCAUGUCGAGUCAAGAAGCAGUCGACUUUGUGAAAGAACAGUUAAAAAAUGAGAAGAAGCUGUCAGUGGUGUGUGAAAGAACACUCGAUCGGUGUUUGGCACCAUCGUCCGGGCAAGAAGGCUGUGAUAACAUGACAAUGAUUUUGGUGCAAUUUACAAAAAUUAUCGAUGCAAAAUUAUCUGAUUCGAAUGCAUCUUCCAUAGAGCAGCCUGGAUCAUCUGUACAGUGA
Striga hermonthica is the source of this 1263-nucleotide messenger RNA. The record is from the annotation of a GenBank genome assembly. Lineage: Eukaryota; Viridiplantae; Streptophyta; Magnoliopsida; Lamiales; Orobanchaceae.